This is a messenger RNA of Striga asiatica, 1187 nucleotides long. Lineage: Eukaryota; Viridiplantae; Streptophyta; Magnoliopsida; Lamiales; Orobanchaceae. The record is from the annotation of a GenBank genome assembly.
GUAAAUACGACGCCACAUGUUCACAAAAUUCAAUCUCUGUUUGUCUCCAGAGUCCAGAUAGAGUAGUGGUUUCAGUCGGAUAGAGAUAUAGCACUGAGUUAACUCAGCCACAGGACACGAGCUCAGCAAUGGCGGUAGUUUCCACCUCGCUCGGCGGCGCCGCCGCCUCCACCCAUUUGAACCAGUUCUCCGGCCUCCGGAAGUCGUUCCUCAAGCCCGACGGCUCGAACUCUAAUUCAACCCAGUCACUUUUGCAAGUUGUCGACUCGCAUCUCCGCCUCGCUUCACCGAGUAAAGGCUUCCGUGGCGUUGUCGCCAUGGCAGGCUCUGGAAAGUUCUUUGUUGGUGGAAAUUGGAAAUGUAAUGGGACUAAAGAGUUCAUAAGCAAGCUUGUUUCAGACUUGAACAGUGCAACAUUGGAAUCUGAUGUCGCGCCUCCAUUUGUUUACAUUGAUCAAGUGAAGAACUCGUUAUCCGAUCGGAUAGAGAUAGCUGCCCAAAAUUGUUGGACUGGAAAAGGUGGUGCUUUUACUGGAGAAAUUAGCGUGGAACAACUGAAGGAUCUUGGUUGCAAGUGGGUGGUUUUGGGACAUUCUGAGAGGAGACACAUAAUCGGGGAAGAUGACCAAUUCAUAGGUAAGAAGGCUGCAUAUGCCUUGAGCGAGGGAACAGGUAAAGUGGCCACGCCAGAGCAAGCUCAGGAAGUACAUGUGGCUGUUCGUGAUUGGUUGAGUAAGAACGUGUCAGCAGAAGUUGCUUCUAAAACACGUAUUAUCUACGGAGGUUCAGUCAAUGGCGGGAACUGUGCUGAGCUUGCCAAACAAGAAGAUAUUGAUGGCUUUCUUGUGGGUGGUGCAUCUCUUAAGGGCCCCGAAUUUUCCACCAUUAUCAACUCUGUGACUGCCAAGAAGGUGGCUGCUUGAUUUUUUUCAAUACAAGAAAAAUAAAAAGGCUCAGAGAUCGUAUUGUUGUACAAGUGUCUUUCGGCUAAAGUUAUGAGCCAUUUGGGUAUAACCUGAAUUGCUGUCAUGUAACAGGAUCACAUAGCUUCACCUGUUUAGUAAUGCAUAAAUUGGACCCUUAAAUUAUGGGAUCAUAUGAUGCCAUGUUAUAUAGGGCUUGUGUUGAGUCUUUUUUGAUGAUUUGUUUUGUUGUAUCUCAUAAAGUUAUGACCACCUGAACAUCUG